Molecule: messenger RNA, 4524 nt
Organism: Diplodia corticola
Lineage: Eukaryota; Fungi; Ascomycota; Dothideomycetes; Botryosphaeriales; Botryosphaeriaceae
Product: transmembrane glycoprotein
Exons: 1
Coding region: 1-4524 (1507 amino acids)
Cellular component (GO): membrane
Molecular function (GO): calcium ion binding
Source: RefSeq, a predicted model, not a curated record
AUGCUGCUGGCCAUCCUAAUUCUGCUGCUCGUGGCGGCAGCAGAAGCAGCUCCGGCGGUCUCCUUCCCGCUCAAUUCGCAGGUGCCGCCGGUGGCCCGCGUGUUGCAACCAUUCGACUUCCAGUUUUCAUCCGAGACGUUCACGGCCGGGUCGGGGGCGGUCGAGUACAGCCUCGCGGGAUCUCCAGCAUGGCUCUCGUUAGACUCGCCCAAUCGGAGACUGUACGGCACGCCCACGGCGAAGGACAUGGGAGCGCCGUCAUUUACGAUAAUCGCCGAGGAUUCCACGGGCUCAACGGCUAUGCAAGCAACCCUGAUCGUGUCCGCCGACGCCGCGCCCAAGCUGAACAUCGACAUUGCGGAUCCUCUGUCCCAGGCCGGGAAGCUCUCGGGCCCGCAAAGCCUGUCCCUCCAGCCGUCGAAGCCGUUCAACAUCCAGUUCCCCCCUGACACUUUUACCUCGUCGGCGACAGCGGAGCUGACGUAUUACGCCACUCUAAGCGACAGAUCUCCGUUGCCCUCUUGGGUUAGUUUCAAUCCGGAGUCGAUGGUCUUCUCGGGCACAAGCAGCGACUCCCCGCAGACGGUAGACGUGAUGUUGGUUGCGUCGGACGUCGUCGGCUUUGCCGGCGCUUCUCUGAUAUUUACUCUCUCCGUCAGCGCCCACCAGCUGGUCUUCAGCAACGUGGAGCAAACAGUGACGGUCACUGCAGGCUCAGCCGUCAGCGUCACGGAUCUCCGCAGCCAGCUUUCACUCGACGGACAGCCUCUGGCAGACUCGGACUUUGGCAACGCAACAGCCACCCCGCCCGGCUGGCUUUCGUUUGACUCGACGACGCUGGACAUGAGCGGCACCGCGCCUCCGGACGUCAACUCAACCAGCUUUGCCAUUUCCGUCGCGGACAGGUUUGGAGACGUUGCCAACACGACCGUCCUGCUCACGACUGGAUCGGGACUGCUCCGGAGCGCCGUCGGCAACCUGAACGCCGUUGUCGGGGAGUCUGCGAAGUUCGUCCUCAGCAAUGUGGUGACGCCGCAAGCCGGGCUCCAAGUCGAGGUGGAUCUGGGCUCAGCAGCACAGUGGCUUCACUUCAACGAGACUUCGCUCACCAUCGCUGGAGCGAUUCCGUCUUCUGCGACGCCGCAAACGAUUCAUGGAAGCAUCAAGGUCGCCACGGCAGACGGAUCGCAGAGCGACACCAACUCGUUUGACAUUGUCAUCAAGGCAGCAGCUGCGACUGGCUCGAGUGGGAGCAGCCCGCGCUCCACACCGGCACAGUCCAAUGCGAGCACGACAGCGGAGGCUUCGGAAACGUCGUCGGCAUCCCUUUCUCCGCACCACGAGCCGGCCAACAACGGCGCCAUCAUUGCAGUGUCUGUGGUCUGCAUUGUUAUCGCCAUCAUUGCUCUGGUCUUGGGCUUCCUUCUUUACAGGCGUAGCAAGCGCCCUGCAAGACCAGCUUCUCCGAACCGGAGGAAGGAAGACAUCUCGAGACCGACGUACCCUGAUGAGCUGGAGUGGCAGAUGGGAGACGCCACCUUCAUCCGAGACCGAGACGUGGAGAAGGGCGAAGGCAGCGCGACACGGACGGAGACGCAGGUUGGCUCGCCUUCUCCGUUGAAGAAGGCCACCCGGCACAACUACCGCCCGUCUCAGACCACGUCCAUCGGCGAGGCCGACAGCCAAGUGCUACACAGUGCCAUCCAGUCAGGCGAUUGGACCGUCGCCGCCGGCGCCAUACGUUCCGCGCCUGCGUCACACGGGGCCGGGGCCGGGCCCAGCUCAAGGCCGCUGGAAGAGUCACCUGCCAGAGGCCGCCGGUCGCGGAGGUCGUUCAGGGUGCAUCGAGACUCGCAGGACAGCUACGGCCGGCGCAGUGUCGGCCUGCCAGCACGGCGCCGACUACACGGCAUAGGUCAUGGGAGGACGUCGUUCGGUUCUCCCACCCGCCGCUUUUCCUCGAAUCCGUCUCGCGGCGCCGACAGCUACAGCUCCUUCAGCACCCUCUCAACAGGCAUGCUCUCCAACGGGCUACUUUCGCCCGCAGCCUCGCACUUCCCAGCACCGCCGCCCUCGCCCUGCACCACGGCCAACCGCUACUCCAACACCGAGAACCGCAAGAGCGUCCGCAUCGUGCCCGGUUCGCCCAUGGCAGACAACACCACCAUCCUGACCGACACCCGCCCGCUUGACGAAAGACGCCAGAGCUACAUCCGCAACCGCGCCGUGAGUCGGUCUCCGUUCUUCGCUGCCCACGGCUCCUCUCGCGCCUCGUCCAGCCAACGUCCCUCCAUGAUCGGCACCCUCGCCGACUCCCGCGCCUCUGGCGACGGGGGCGAAUACGCCGCCGGCCGAACCCUCUCGCCCUCCUCAUACUACGGGCCGCGCUCCACCACAGCCGGCGAAGAGCGGCCGCAGUUCCCGGGAAGCCUGCGCCGCAAGCGCACCGGGACCGGACGCACCGCUCGCGCCUACUCAGAGACGUCUUCGGCCGCCGACACCCCCAGCCGUCGGUGGAGAAGCACGACCAACCACGGCACCAUCGGGCCCCUGGCGGGCAACGCGCCGAUGGAGAGCCCGCGGAGCAGCAUGGUCCUGUCCGCCCUGAGCGACAGCGCCUACACCACGACCGAGGGCACCGGCACCGACGAGUACAACAGCCACAACGCGCCCUCCCCCGCCGACCACGGCGGCGGCGACCCGAUGGACAUUGACGACCCCGCGGACCUCAUGCAGCGCAGCGACGACGCCGGCCAGGGCUCCGCGUCGUCGAGCGAAGGUGCCGACGCCGCGACCCGCCCGCCAGCCUUCAUGACCUCCCCGCUCAGUCCCUCCGCGCUGAGAGUCAAGAAGCAGCAGCAGCAGCCGUCCUCACCAACCUCACCCAUCAGCCCCGUAUCCGCCGCCGCCUCCUUCAGCAAAGAACACGAUCCCCGCCACCACCACCACCGCGAACAGGCCCGCCGCACCCCCUCCCCAACCCAAUCCUUCAAGUCCAACAUCACAACCAGCCCCUUCCACCGGUCCCGCAAACGCUCCGCCUCCGCCGCCAGCGCCGCCACCACCACCUCCUCAUCAUCAUCCCCGACCAAACAACCGCCGCCCCCGUCGCCACCACCGCCUCUACCCACCACCACCGAAUUCCCAACCCACUACCGCCCAACAAACCCAAACCUCACCGACUUCGCCACACCCACCGCAACAUCCCGCCACCGCAACCGCAACAACAGCCACGACGACGAUGACAGUGACGACGACGACGACGACGACCUCAACCAAGCCGCCUCCGUCCUCCUCCGCAACUCCGCCAUCGCGAGCCAGCAGCGACGGAGCAGCCACAGCCACAGCCAUAGCCACAGUCACGGCAAUGACGCGUUUACCGGCGGUAGUGGUGCUGGUGGUAGUUCUGGUGGUGGCGGCGUAACCAAAAGCGGCCUCAGCGCGGCGGUGCGCCAGCAGCUGAUGCAGAGGAAUAGCAUCAUCAAUCGCGGGAGGCAUCAUCAUGCGGCCAUGGCGUCGGGUGGGUUGGGGUCGAAGUCGGGGGGUGGGGGUGGGAGGUUUGGUAGUAGUAGGGCGGUGAGUAGGGAGAGUGGCGGUGGCGGUGGUGGUGGGGGUGGGCUUGGUGGCCGGAGGGAGAAGGAGGCUCAGAGGAGGGAGAGGAGGAGGAGGAGCGGGAAUGGGAGUGGUGCUGGUGCUGGUGCUGGUGCUGGGUCGAGGUUCAGCAGGGAGCUGGAUCGGCAGCGGCAGCGGGGGCGGGAGGAAGCGGUGGCGACGGCGGCGGCGGUGGUGGGAAGGGAUACGGGUGUUGGGGCGGAGGCGCCGGGGGAGGAGGAAGACGAUGGCGAGAUGAGGGAUCCAACAAACACCGGCGGCGCCGGCGGCCUUCGCAUCCCCCUCAGCAUGAUCAGCAACGUCGGCGCCAAAACGAACUUCCUCCUCGCCGCCCCUCCUCCUCCUCCUCCUCCUCCUCCUCCUUCUUCUUCCGCUUCCCACCGCCAAUCUCUCCUCCCCCUAUCACCACCACCUCCUCCCCCGUCGGGCUCUCCUUCCUCCUCCUCCUCCCUCCCCUCCUCCCCACGGAAAAAGCAGCAGCAGCAACAGCAGCAGCAGCAACAGUCCCAGCACACCCACCACCACCUCCGCCCCCCAACCACCACGACCACCACCAACUCAGGCGGUAUGUACGGCCUCGGCAGCAGCGCCCUCGGCGACGACGACCGCAUCUUCUUCGUCGGCGACGAAGGCAUCAAGGCGCGGCGGCCCGUCAGCGUCGAGGGCCGUCCGACGCGGUACAGCAGCGUGCGCGGGGGCAUAUCGUCGUACGUGCAAGACGAAAACGAAAACAACUACGAAGACGACGAUGAGAAGAUGCAGCGAUCGGCGGGGAUGUGGAAAACGAUGGCUGUGUCGACGCCAUCGUCGCCACCGCCGCCGCCGCCGCCGCCGAUACCAGAGAAGAGCGAGGAGAGAUCGGGGGCGAAGACGAGGGAGAGCAGUGUGGUGGGGAAUGAGGCGUUUUUGUGA